CAAAACGUCCUCCUUGCCAAUUUAAGUUUCAAACUGUCGUUGUCCAAAGCAGGUACUACUAGUCAAAGACAACUGGGGAAGAUGAGCUCUCCGACUCCGGCCGACUGUAACCCCGAUCCCUCGGCAACCCUGGAGGGGGCCAAGAGCUCUGGCACUCCUCUAGGAAGCCCCAAGAUGUCUCCUGAGACCUGUGACCCUGGCGGUUCCCUGCCCCUGACACCUCAGAUGGAGAGCCAGUUAGAGGAAGGUCUUGGUGGGGCCCACAAUGGCCUGGGCUGGAAGAGCAGGGAUCCACAGGAUCAAGGUGCAGAAGGCUACUCGGUGGAACCUGUGCUGACCCGGAAGAAGCAUCGGCGGAGGCCGUCGAAGCGCAAGCGACACUGGCGUCCCUACCUGGAGCUGAGCUGGGACGAGAAGCAGCAGCGGGAUGAGAAGCAGAGCCAGCGGGCAUCCCGGGUCCGUGAAGAGAUGUUUGCCAAGGGCCAACCCGUAGCGCCCUACAAUACCACCCAGUUCCUGAUGAAUGACCGGGCCCCAGAGGAGCCUGACCUGCAUGUACCUGCCAGCAUCUCCCACCCAGACUCCAGUGGGGAGAGUGAGGCAGGGGACAGCGAUGGGCGGGACCAGGCGUGUGGCGAGUUCCAGCAGAGGGACUUCUCUGAGGCCUAUGAGCGCUACCAUGCCGAGAGCCUGCAGGGCCGCAGCAAGCAGGAGCUGGUACGCGACUACCUGGAUUUGGAGAGGCGGCUGUCUCAGGCGGAGGAGGAGACGCGGAGGCUGCAGCGGCUGCAGGGCCGCUCGGGCCAGUGGCAUUGCCGCCACGUGGAGGAGCUGGCAGCCGAGGUUGAGAGGCUGAGAACAGAGAACCAGCGGUUGCGGCAGGAGAACCAGAUGUGGCACCCAGGUGAGGGACCUGGCACCGAAGAGUGCCCCCCCAGGCAGAUGGACCCACGGCCAGCCGGGUCUCAGGGAGGCUGGUGACCCAGGUCGGCAACCCUGCGCCCUCCGCAUCCU
Messenger RNA from Ochotona princeps (American pika), 1014 nucleotides. RefSeq names its product HEXIM P-TEFb complex subunit 2 (gene HEXIM2). Gene Ontology annotation, cellular component: cytoplasm; nucleus; nucleoplasm. Gene Ontology annotation, biological process: negative regulation of cyclin-dependent protein serine/threonine kinase activity; negative regulation of transcription by RNA polymerase II. The transcript is spliced from 2 exons. The record is from RefSeq and is a predicted model, not a curated record. The coding region runs from base 82 to 981 and encodes 299 amino acids. Lineage: Eukaryota; Metazoa; Chordata; Mammalia; Lagomorpha; Ochotonidae. Gene Ontology annotation, molecular function: 7SK snRNA binding; cyclin-dependent protein serine/threonine kinase inhibitor activity.